GCCGUUGCAGCAAGAACAGUCGAAAGAGCCUCCUGUCUGAGGGUCACAAUAUCACAGAUUUUGUUGCCAAUUGCAGCUUUAGAACUCACUCUCUACAGAGUUUGGUGUUGCCUGAAGACUCCUGAUGUUAAAGAAGCUGCCGUCUUGCUUGAAGUCCACAACCACACUCCUAUUUCGCUGAACCUCAUUGUAGAGAAUCUUGGUGACACAGAAAAGGUACAUGUUGAAUAACACAGAUGGACAAACGCCAUCAACAAGGAAGCACAGACCGUCUUAAACACUGGCCUUUUCUCAACUAUUUUAACCGAUCCCGAAACAUGCCUCCUGUCUGCCCCCCACCUGACACAAGCAGCAAAGAUAAGAAAGAUCCUAUGGGGAGAAUGCCGAGGGGAAAUGUAAGACAUUUUGGUCCCCCCUUUAUGGGUCCGCCCAUGCCAGGUGAUGGUUUUGAAGGGUUUCCACCACCACCACCUCCUUGUGCAAUGAAUCCUCCCCAAACGAGAAAGAAAAAAAACGCCGAGAAAGAGCGCUUGCAGGACGUGGAAGGCGAACCUAGAUAUGAGGAUAAUACAGAGAAACGACCUAAAAGCCCGGCAGCGACGCAGGAACGAAAAUCGGAGGCCAAAGAAAAGGAUGUAAGAGAACCCAGGCAAGAAAAUCACCAUAACAGAAAUGAUCCCUGUGACAAACAAAGUGAUGUUGGCAGUCAACAUCGAGAUUCUUCUGCUUUUGACACUGAAUCAAAGUUUUCGGAUUUAGAGAAGAGUAAUAGAUUUUACCCUUAUCCAGAAUUCGACAGGCAUGGUAUGAUGCCUCCAUUUGGUAUGAUGCCUAUGGGUUACGGUCCUCCUGACGGCAUGAGACCUCCAGUGUAUAUGAAUUAUCCAGAAAAGCCUGUAGAUAUGUCUCGCAUGACAAUGGAUUUCGAAGGCAACUACAUGGACAAUAAUGGACAAUUCAUGGAUCCCUUAGAUAUGCAACAGCAUAACGAAAUGGAUCUUCCUAGGGAGAAUAUGAACUUCCGUCCUCCAUAUAUGGACCAAUUUCAUGGAGAUAUGGAUGGUUGUGUGGAUAUACCUCCCAUGGAAAUGAAACGUUACACUCAAAGACGGAAAGAUGGGUUUGAUGAGAUGAGUCCUCAAGAACUCAUGGAAAAUGGAAUGCUGAUCGUUACUCACGUCGACUAUCACUUGGAUGAAACUUUGAGGCUUCAUCACACUGACCAAUAUGAUAUUGGCCAGAAUGGUCAACUGAUAGUUCGACGUGGACAACCAUUUAUGUUGACUAUUGAAUUUCAUGAAGAAUACAACGAGGAGAAACAUAAGAUAAGAUUCAUCUUCCAAAUUGGUGAACACCCUCUACCAUCAAAGAAGUCUGACAUCAGAUUUGGCCUGACCGACAAAUGGUAUCCAGAAGAAUGGGGAGCAAAAUUGGUGUCCAGGAGAGGCAGAAUAAUUACUGUCUGUGUUCACCCUGCUUGUGAUUGUAUUGUAGGAGUGUGGGAUUUUAUGAUUAAAACUACAGUAAGCGGUAAAGGAAGCUACAUUUUCGACAAUUUUGAGCAAAUCUACAUCCUCUUCAACCCUUGGUGCCAAACUGAUCAAGUAUACAUGGAAGAUAAAGACCUCCUCUAUGAAUAUGUGCUAAAUGACCAUGGACACAUAUUUCAAGGAAGCGGAUGUUCUUCCGUUUACCAGAAACCCUGGAAUUAUGGGCAGUUUGACGAAGAUAUUUUGGAUAUCGCCUUAUAUCUGAUGCGCCAAGGAUUCUUGGAAUAUUGCCCUCAAAUGAGUAGCCCUGUGCGGGUUGCACGAGUGCUUGUUCAUGUGAUCAAUUCUCCUGAAAACACUGGAGUAAUGAUGAGGUUUGAUUCCGAUAAUUGUCAAAACGGCAAAAAACCAACAGCAUGGGGCGGUAGUCGAAGAAUUCUUCAGCAGUUCAUUGAUACCAAAGAACCGGUUAAGUAUGGACAGUGCUGGGUAUUUUCUGGACUUCUUACUACAGUUUGCCGUGCCCUGGGUAUUCCUUGCAGAACUGUUACCAAUUUUAACUCUAACCACGACAGUGAUGAUAACUUGUCUGUCAAUGUUUAUCUUGGAGAAGACGAGAAAGGAAAUAUCUUUGAACAAAAGGAAGGAAAUGUUUGGAAUUUCCAUGUUUGGAAUGAUGUUUGGAUGAGUCGUUCAGAUCUUCCUGUGGGAUACUGUGGCUGGCAGGCUGUCGAUCCAACCCCUCAAGAAGCAAGCGACGGUAUUUACUGCUGCGGGCCUGCUCCUCUGAAAGCUAUAAAGAAUGGUGAAGUGAAUCAAACUUUUGAUACUAACUUCAUUUUUUCGGAGUUAAACGCUGAUCGGGUCUACUGGAAGAAAAAUCACCGUUCAGGAAAAUGGGAAAUUGUUCAUAUUGAUAGAAAUGCAUUGGGCAAGUUCAUCUAUACCAAGUACCCAAAUUGCAAACCCGGUCAUAAUCGCAGUGGUGGUUUGAUGGACAUUACAUUUGAUUACAAGCUGGUCAAUGGUUCAGAGUAUGAUCGUAUCGAUGUGAUCAAUGUCCACCGGAAGAAAAUGAUGCUUCACAGGGCCAAGAAGUCCUCACACUAUCAGGAGGAUAUGGAAUUCCGUAUAAGUGAGAGGGAAAGUGUGAUGGUUGGUCAAGAUUUCAACAUAACUCUCCACUGCCGCAAUACUGGUCAAGAUCAGCGUUACGUAAGCAGUUCAGUUUAUUGCAAAAUUGUCGACCACUUUGGUGAGAAGAUUGGUUUAUGUCGUGAAUUACAUGUCAAUAAUUUCUUUGACGCCAAGAACAGUAAAAUGAUAGUCAUGAACGUUGCUCCAGAAGACUAUAUGCCGUUUUUGGGACGUGACAAUAACUCUCGUUUGUCAAUGAGAAUUAUGGUGUAUUGCAAAGUUAAACAGACUGACCAAAUGUUCGUUUUCAAUGACAGUUAUCAACUUGAUUGGCCUUACUUGACCAUUGAGGUUCCUCCGAAGAUCAGAGUGAGAGAUGAAGUCAUGGCACGCAUAUCUUUUGUUAAUCCUUUGGAUAUUCCACUUACAAACUGUGAAUUGAUGUUGGAAGGAAACGGAUUCGAACGCAUUUAUGAGAUUCGUGCUAACGACGUCCCACCACAUGGUAACUUUAUGGAAGAGAUUGUAUUUGUCGGACGCAAGAUUGGUGAAAAACAAUUAGUUGCUACAUUCUACUGCCAAGAACUAUGCGAUAUCGUUGGUAGCUCCAUGCUCCAAGUCUUCAAAUAACUGAAGAACUGAAGAAGCUACGCAACAAUCGACGAAAGAAAUAUAAGAAACGAGAAAGAUGACACUUCUUUUACUCUGAUUCUAUUAGAAUUUCAAUCGACACAUAUAUAGAAACUAUUAUAUUAUUAUUGUUAGAAUUUGUUAUUUAUCAUAUUUUAUUGUUGAAAAUAUCAUUAUUAUUGUCCAAUGAGAUAGUUUAACUCCAGCUCUCUAUACUCUUCUAUUUAUUUGACCGAUUUCUGUCAUGCUAGGGGUAACAUUUUCAAGGGUUUUAGUUGAUUAUAUUGACAUCUGUUAAGUAUAUAUUUAGUCGGGUACUUAUCUUAUCGAUCUCUUAUCUUCAGAUAGCUUAAUUGCCUUUAGACCUAAAGGGAAACACCUUGACGCACAGUUUCACACAGAAACCCACACAGGUACAUACGGAUACACACACACACGCGCGCGCACACAAACGUAUGCACACAUAUUCAUAC
Molecule: messenger RNA, 3730 nt
Organism: Octopus bimaculoides (California two-spot octopus)
Lineage: Eukaryota; Metazoa; Mollusca; Cephalopoda; Octopoda; Octopodidae
Product: hemocyte protein-glutamine gamma-glutamyltransferase
Biological process (GO): peptide cross-linking
Molecular function (GO): protein-glutamine gamma-glutamyltransferase activity
Source: RefSeq, a predicted model, not a curated record